GCCGCUGCUGCUGCUGCUGCACACAGGAGGACAAACCCACGCUUUCAUUCUCCACCUCCCUCCAUCUCUUCUCACUCCGCUUCCUCUCACUGCAGCGCUCUCUGUUCCUCCUCCUCCUCCUCCUCUUCAUUGUGCUGGUUCCUCAGGCGGAGGAUGGGUGGAUUCCUGAAUGAAGGGAAGGUGUGAUAUCAGAAGGCACUGACAGAUGGAUGGAUGGAGAGAAAACAGAAGCAUGAUGCUGCCACCGCCGUCGCCAACGCGGUGCGUCUGCUGAGCCAGCGAUUUCUGAUUCCACGCUGGUGAAACACUGAGAGAGAGAUAGAGGGACUGUGCAGUUCAUCUCCUGUGUCGCUUGUCCUCCAUCGCCCUGUCUGCUGUCUUGGAAGUGUUCAGGAAGAGAAGAAUCGUGAGUCUUCCUCUCUCUGUUGAGAUUACAGCUGAAUGUGGGAUUAUUUCUCUACAGUAUCAGAAGCUGUGGUGCGUUUCAAACUCAGGUGUAAGUCAUUUCUGAUGACUUUGUUGACUUGAGAGCUCAUUUUUUCAUCUGGAAACUUGAUUUAAUCUCUUGAAAACUGUUGGAAACUCAACUCAAGCUUUACACUGCUGCAGGGACGUUCAUCCUGUUGAAACUCGAGCUGCACACUAUUGCACAGAAGCUCAAACUCUGGGUUCUUCACUUGAAGACAAUCUGAAUCAACUGGAAACUCCUGUAAUUUCUCCGCUGAGUCUCUCCUCGAUGCCUCUGUGGACUUGUCUCAUUUAAAUAUUUCACCGUCCCCUCUGGAGUUUGAUCAUGGAGCUUCAGAGCGCCACCAGCGGUCUCCCCGGCCCUCUCUCCCCUGGCCAUCUGUCCCCGACUUUGGACUAUGCUGGCCCUCUGUCCCCAUCGUCGGGUGGCCCUGGCCCAUCUCACCCCACAAGCCCUGGCCGGGGUACGAGCCCCAGCCUCAGCCCCAUCAGGGGGCCCAGCCCUGGCCCCGGAUUCUCAGGCCAGGCUGCGUUCAACUACAACCAGCUGGAAGGGAGGUUUAAACAACUUCAAGAUGAGCGUGAGGCAGUGCAAAAGAAAACCUUCACCAAAUGGGUAAACUCGCACCUGUCCAGAGUUUCCUGUCGGAUCACCGACCUCUACAUGGACCUGAGGGACGGACGCAUGCUCAUCAAACUGCUGGAGGUCCUGUCAGGAGAGAAGCUGCCCAAACCCACCAAGGGUCGGAUGAGGAUCCACUGUCUGGAGAACGUGGACAAGGCUCUGCAGUUCCUGAAGGAGCAGAGGGUUCACCUGGAGAACAUGGGCUCCCACGACAUCGUCGACGGAAACCACCGCCUCACUCUGGGGCUCAUCUGGACCAUCAUCCUCCGCUUCCAGAUCCAGGACAUCAGUGUGGAGACGGAGGACAACAAGGAGAAGAAGUCAGCUAAAGAUGCUCUGCUGCUCUGGUGUCAGAUGAAGACAGCAGGAUAUCCCAACGUGAACAUCCACAACUUCAGCACCAGCUGGAGAGACGGGAUGGCUUUCAACGCUCUCAUCCACAAACACAGACCGGACCUGAUUGACUUUGAUAAGCUGAAGAAAUCAAACGCUCACUACAACCUGCAGAAUGCCUUCAACCUGGCUGAGCAACACCUGGGCCUCACCAAGCUGCUGGACCCCGAAGACAUCAGCGUGGACCACCCUGAUGAGAAGUCCAUCAUCACCUACGUAGUCACCUACUACCACUACUUCUCCAAGAUGAAGGCGCUGAAGGUGGAGGGGAAGAGAAUCGGCAAGGUUCUGGACAACGCCAUCGAGACGGAGAAGAUGAUUGAGAAAUAUGAAUCUCUGGCGUCAGACCUGCUGGAGUGGAUCGAACAGACCAUCAUCAUCCUCAACAACAGGAAGUUUGCCAACUCUCUGGUGGGAGUCCAGCAGCAGCUGCAGGCCUUCAACACCUACCGCACUGUGGAGAAACCACCAAAGUUCACAGAGAAAGGAAACCUGGAGGUUCUUCUGUUCACCAUCCAGAGUAAGAUGAGAGCCAACAACCAGAAAGUUUACACUCCCAGAGAGGGCAAACUCAUCUCCGACAUCAACAAGGCAUGGGAGCGUCUGGAGAAGGCAGAGCACGAGCGGGAGCUGGCUCUGAGGACAGAGCUGAUUCGUCAGGAGAAGCUGGAGCAGCUGGCUCGACGCUUCGACCGCAAGGCCGCCAUGAGGGAGACGUGGCUGAGUGAGAACCAGAGGCUGGUCUCCCAGGAUAACUUUGGUUUUGACCUCCAGGCCGUAGAAGCAGCGACUAAGAAACAUGAAGCCAUAGAAACAGACAUCGCAGCGUACGAGGAGCGAGUUCAGGCGGUGGUUUCCGUGGCAAAGGAGCUGGAGGCGGAGAGUUACCAUGACAUCAAACGCAUCACGGCCAGGAAGGACAACGUGAUCCGGCUGUGGGAGUACCUGCUGGAGCUGCUCAAGGCCCGCAGGCAGAGACUGGAGCUGAACCUGGGCCUGCAGAGAGUCUUCCAGGAGAUGCUCUACAUCAUGGACUGGAUGGACGAGAUGAAGAUGCUGCUGCUCUCUCAGGAUUAUGGGAAACACCUGCUGGGUGUGGAGGACCUGCUGCAGAAACACGCUCUGGUGGAGGCUGACAUCGCGAUUCAAGCCGACAGAGUCCGAAACGUUAACAGGAACGCUCAGAAGUUCGCUGACGACAUGGAGGGUUAUAAGCCCUGUGAUCCUCAGAUCAUCAGGGAUCGGGUCGCUCACAUGGACUUCUGCUACCAGGAGCUGAGUCAGCUGGCGGCUGAGCGGCGAGCUCGCCUCGAGGAGUCCCGCCGCCUCUGGAAGUUCUUCUGGGAAAUGGCGGAAGAGGAGGGCUGGAUCAGGGAGAAGGAGCAGAUCCUGUCCUCUGAGGAUUACGGCAAGGAUCUGACGGGAGCGUUGCGUCUGCUGAGUCAGCACAAAGCCUUCGAAGACGAGAUGAGCGGAAGAGCCGGCCACCUGCAGCAGACCAUCAAACAGGGCGAGGAGCUGGUGGCCGACAACCACUUUGGAGCCGACAAGAUUAAAGAACGCAUCCAGGACAUCCAGGAGCAGUGGGCGGCUCUGGAGCGUCUCUCUGCCGUCCGUAAAGCUCGUCUGCAGGAGGCCUGCAACCAGCACCAGUUCCAGGCUGAUGCCGACGACAUCGACACGUGGAUGCUGGACGUGUUGCGGAUUGUCUCCAGUGUGGACGUCGGUCACGACGAGUUCUCCACUCAGGCUCUGGUGAAGAAACACAAGGACGUGGCCGAGGAGAUCGGCAGCUACCGACCCGUCAUCGAGGCUCUGCACGACCAGUCUCGCACGCUGCCGCCCGAGAAGGCCGACUCUGAGGAGGUUAAGAGCCGGCUGGCGGGCAUCGAGGAGCGUUACAAGGAGGUGGUGGAGCUGACGCGGCUCAGGAAGCAGGCGCUGCAGGACGCUCUGGCUCUCUACAAGAUGCUAAGUGAAGCCAGCGCUUGCGAGCUUUGGAUCGAUGAGAAGGAGCAGUGGCUCAACAGCAUGGAGAUCCCCGAGAAACUGGAGGACCUGGAGGUCGUCCAGCACCGGUUUGAGAGUUUGGAGCCAGAGAUGAACAGCCAGGCAUCUCGGGUUGCCGUGGUGAACCAGGUUGCCAGGCAACUGAUCCACAGCGGACAUCCCAGCGAGAAGGAGAUCAAAGCCCAGCAGGACAAACUCAACACCAGGUGGAGUCAGUUCAGAGACCUGGUGGACCAGAAGAAAGACAGCCUGAGCUCGGCUCUCGGCGUCCAGAACUAUCACCUGGAGUGUAACGAGACCAAAUCCUGGAUCAAAGAGAAAACCAAGGUGAUCGAGUCGACCCAGGAGCUGGGGAACGACCUGGCCGGAGUCAUGGCUCUGCAGAGGAAGCUGACAGGAAUGGAGCGCGACCUGGCCGCCAUCGGAGACAAGUUGGGAGACCUGGGGAAAGAGGCUGAGCGCUUGGCCACCGAACACCCGGACCAGUCUGAGGCCAUCAAGGGACGUCUGGCUGAGAUUACGACCGUCUGGGACGAGAUGAAGGAUACCAUGAAGAACCGAGAGGAGUCCCUGGGCGAGGCCAGCAAGCUGCAGCAGUUCCUGCGCGACCUGGACGACUUCCAGUCGUGGCUGUCACGGACGCAGACGGCCAUUGCCUCCGAGGACAUGCCCAACACGCUGGCCGAGGCCGAGAAGCUGCUGGCCCAGCACGAAAACAUCAAGAACGAGAUCCGCAACUACGAAGAGGACUACCAGAAGAUGCGGGACAUGGGCGAGAUGGUGACGCAGGGUCAGACGGACGCGCAGUACAUGUUCCUACGACAGCGGCUGCAGGCGCUCGACACCGGCUGGAACGAGCUGCACAAGAUGUGGGAGAACCGGCAGAACCUGCUGUCCCAGUCCCACGCUUACCAGCUGUUCCUCAGGGACACCAAGCAGGCCGAGGCCUUCCUCAACAACCAGGAGUACGUCCUGGCUCACACUGAGAUGCCCACCACUCUGGAGGGAGCCGAGGCUGCCAUCAAGAAGCAGGAGGACUUCAUGACCACCAUGGACGCCAACGAGGAGAAGAUCAGCGGCGUGGUGGACACCGGACGCCGCCUGGUUACCGACGGCAACAUUAACGCCGAGCGCAUCCAGGAGAAGGUGGACUCCAUCGAUCAGAGACAUAAGAAGAACCGAGCGGCUGCCAGCGACCUGCUGACGAGGCUGAAGGACAACAGAGACCUGCAGAAGUUCCUGCAGGACUGCCAGGAGCUGUCUCUGUGGAUCAACGAGAAGAUGCUGACGGCUCAGGACAUGUCGUACGACGAGGCCAGGAACCUCCACAGCAAGUGGCUCAAACACCAGGCCUUCAUGGCCGAGCUGCAGUCCAACAAGGAGUGGCUGGAUAAGAUCGACAAGGACGGGAAGGCGCUGAUGGCUGAGAAGCCGGAGACAGAGGCCAUGGUCAAAGAGAAGCUGGCGUCUCUGAAGACGAUGUGGGAGGACCUCGAGUCAACCACGCAGACGAAAGCCAAGUGUCUGUUUGACGCCAACAAGGCGGAGCUGUUCACUCAGAGCUGCGCCGACCUCGACAAGUGGCUGGCCGGCCUGGACGGACAGCUGCAGUCCGACGACUAUGGCAAAGAUCUCACCUCUGUCAACAUCCUGCUCAAGAAACAGCAGAUCCUGGAGAGCCAGGUGGAGGUGCGUCAGAAGGAGGUGGGGGAGCUGCAGAGCCAGUCGCAGGCCCUCAGUCAGGAGGGAAAAGGCUCGGAGGAGGUGGACGGCCAGAGGAUCGGCGUGGAGAACAAGUUCCACGCCCUCCAGGCACCACUGAAGAAGAGACGAGAAAACCUCAUGGCCUCCCGCGAGAUCCACCAGUUCAACAGGGACGUGGAGGACGAGAUCCUGUGGGUCGAGGAGAGGAUGCCUCUGGCCACAUCGACCGACCAUGGACACAACCUGCAGACUGUACAGAUGCUCAUCAAGAAGAACCAGACCCUGCAGAAGGAGAUCCAGGGUCACCAGCCGCGCUACGACGACAUCUUCGAACGCAGCCAGCACGUCCUGAGGAAAGACAGCCCGACGGCCGAGUUCAUUCGCCAGCGCCUCGCCGAGCUCCAGUCGCUAUGGGAUCAGAUCAAGAAGGAGACGGAGAAGCGUCACACCCGCCUCAACGAGGCCCACAAGGCCCAGCAGUACUACUUCGACGCUGCAGAGGCUGAGGCCUGGAUGAGCGAACAGGAACUCUACAUGAUGUCAGAGGAGAAGGCCAAGGACGAGCAGAGUUCGGUGGCCAUGCUGAAGAAGCACCAGAUCCUGGAGCAGGCGGUGGAGGAUUACGCCGACACCGUCCACCAGCUCUCCAGCACCAGCCGGGGCCUGGUGGCCGCCGAACACCCCGACAGUGAGCGUAUCGGCAUGCGUCAGUCUCAGGUGGACAAGCUGUACGCCGGGCUCAAGGACUUGUCAGAGGAGCGUCGGGGGAAACUGGAUGAGCGAUUCCGUCUCUUCCAGCUGAACCGGGAGGUGGAUGACCUGGAGCAGUGGAUCGCAGAGAGGGAGGUGGUGGCCGGAUCUCACGAGCUGGGACAGGAUUACGAGCACGUCACCAUGCUGCAGGAGCGCUUCAGAGAAUUCGCCCGUGACACCGGGAACAUUGGCCAGGAGCGCGUGGACACCGUCAACCGGCAGGCGGAUGAGCUGAUCAACACCGGCCACAGCGACGCCGCCACCAUUGCAGAGUGGAAGGACGGUCUGAACGAGGCCUGGGCCGACCUGCUGGAGCUCAUCGACACCCGGACGCAGAUCCUCGCCGCCUCCUACGAACUCCACAAAUUCUACCACGACGCCAAGGAGAUCCUCAACCGCAUCCUGGACAAACACAAGAAGCUCCCGGAGGAGCUGGGCCGCGACCAGAACACAGUGGAGACCCUGCAGAGGAUGCACACCACCUUUGAACACGACAUCCAGGCACUGGGAACACAGGUGCGGCAGCUUCAGGAGGACGCAGUUCGUCUGCAGUCUGCUUACGCUGGAGAUAAAGCUGACGACAUCCAGAAGAGAGAAGGAGAGGUCCUUGAGGCCUGGAAGAACCUGCUGGAGGCGGCGGAGGGCCGCCGGGCGAAGCUCGUCGACACUGGAGACAAGUUCCGCUUCUUCAGCAUGGUGCGCGACCUGAUGCUUUGGAUGGAGGACGUCAUCCGUCUGAUCGAUGCUCAGGAGAAGCCCAGGGACGUGUCGUCAGUGGAGCUGCUGAUGAACAACCACCAGGGCAUCAAGGCAGAGAUCGACGCCCGCAACGACAGCUUCACAGCCUGCAUCGAGCUGGGCAAAGCCCUGCUGGCCAGGAAGCACUACGCUUCAGAGGAGAUUAAAGAAAAGUUGUUACAGUUGACGGACAAGAGGAAAGACAUGAUUGACAAGUGGGAGGACAGAUGGGAGUGGCUGAGACUGGUUCUGGAGGUGCACCAGUUCUCCCGGGACGCAGGUGUGGCCGAGGCGUGGCUGCUGGGUCAGGAUCCAUAUCUGUCCAGCAGGGAGAUCGGCCAGAGCGUGGACGAGGUGGAGAAACUCAUCAAACGGCAUGAGGCCUUCGAGAAGUCGGCCGCCACCUGGGAGGAACGCUUCGCCGCUCUGGAGAGGCUGACCACGAUGGAGUUAUUGGAAGUGAGAAGACUGCAAGAGGAAGAAGAGAAGAAGAGACAACCUCCGCCCACUGAGGCUCAGCCCGGUGAUGCUGCAGCUCAGCACAGGGAGGGUGAGCCGGUGUCUCAGAACGGGCUGCCGUCUGAUCAGGAGUCUCCCAGGGAUAAUGUUGAUGGUGGAGAGGUGGUGAACGGGGUGUCGGAGCCCAGCCCCGCAGGGUCUCCAGGGGCGUCUCGCAAGGGCAAGGCCAGCCAGGCGGCAACCUUGCCGGCCAAGACCCAGCAGGAUGCUCCUACGUCCCAGCUGGAGGGCUUCCUGCAUCGCAAACAUGAGUGGGAGGGACAUAACAAGAAGGCUUCAAGCAGGUCGUGGCACAACGUGUACUGUGUGAUCAAUCAGCAGGAGAUGGGUUUCUAUAAAGAUCAGAAGAGCGCUAGUCAGGGUAUUCCCUACCACAGCGAGAUUCCUGUCAGCCUGAAGGAAGCUGUCUGCGAGGUGGCGCUGGACUACAAGAAGAAGAAACACGUCUUCAAGCUCAAGAUUACUGACGGGAAUGAGUAUCUCUUCCAAGCCAAAGAUGACGAAGAGAUGAACGUGUGGAUCACGGCCAUCACAGCCGCCGUGUCGGGCGACAAGGUGGAGGUGACGCCCAGCAGCCAUAGCACGCCCGCCCCAACCGCACGCGCUCAGACGCUACCGGCCUCUGUUGCCACGGCGGCGGCGGCUGAAUCCAGCCCGGGCAAACGAGAGAAAGACAAAGAGAAACGCUUCAGUCUGUUUAGCAAGAAGAAAUAGACGCUCCUCCUUCCCUCCUCCUCUUCCUCCUCCUCCUCCUCUUCCCUCUGGUGCUGUUUGGGGUCGUUCCUCAUUAUCGAUCCAUCUUUGGUCAAAUAUUUGUUGAAGAUGUCCGUGUCAGUCGACUGAAUUUUCGAUUUAGAGUCAGCUCGUAGCAACUGAUACUGUAAUGACUAAAACUAAUAGAAUAACUGCUCAAAAUGUGAUUAAAUUAACUUCUGAAUGGGUUUAAAUGUGAUUAAAACUGUUAAUGUCUGUUAAUGUAAUAACAUCAAAUGAUAACGAUGUAACUGGAUGAAAAACAUACUUUAUCAGCAGUUUUUAUGUAACUCAUCGAACGAUCCGGACCGUUCCGCAGCAGUUAACGCAGCUGCGACGUCAAAUAAAAUCCCAAACAGCCACUUUUUUUCUCUUCCUUGUAUUCUUUCUUCCUCUUCCUCCUCUUCCUCUCUCAAAGCGUGACUCCAGCAUGCAAGCUCCGAGCCAAAACUCUCCACUCUGUGCCUAUCAACCGUCCGGUCUGGCUCAGAGCUACAGUACAGCUACAACACACCACCUGUAUCACCUGUUCAGUUUUUGUAAGAUAAGGAGCUGGAAAAACGAAUAAAAAAAAAAAUAAAUAAAAAAAAGAUCGAAUUGAUGGAAAACUAAUUUAAAGGGGGGUCUGCAAACGCUUCAGGCAGCUGCUGUCAUAAAGAUAAAAUCCACAGUUUGCCGCUGAACAACAACACGAUGUAGAGGACAUCCCAGAAUAUCCCUCUUUAUUAUUCUUAGUGCUAUUAGUUGUUUUAUAUCUCCUACUGUUUUGUUUCUUCUUCUCUGCUUUCUCAUCACCCCAGCUUUUCGUCAACUACUGCCUUUUGUGGGUUGUGUUUACGCUCCCAAGUCGUCUCAGUUUCUUUUGUUUUUUUAUUUUUUUUGUUUUGGGAAGUUGUAGGUAGUUCCUGUUAGGGUCCAUCCUCAGUUUUUGCGAGGCCUUGUCUUUGCAAGAUGACGUGUAUCCCUCUGUAGUGGGGAAAACUGAGACCACAGCGGGGUAAACCUCUGAAAUUACACCUCUCACAUGUUUGUUUGAGCUGAAAUGCCGAAACCUGCGUGAAGGUAUAAAUGUAGAAAUACUCAAACACAUCUUGAGCAGAAAAAUCCAACUCAAAGUCCAUAACCAGAGCGCACUAAACUGCAUUUGUGCACUGAAUAAUUCUGCUUUUCUGCUGGUUAAAUUUGUGCAAUAAACCCGCAAAAAGCUAAUUAUCAUUAUGUUCUGUUAUGUUUCGGUGCUGUCUAAUUCCUGCAGUUUCACACAGAGAGAACAGAAGCAGAAAGUGGCUGUAAUUUUGAGCGUUACCCUGCAGUGCUUUGAACUGUAUGUAUAACUUGUGUAUAACAAACUGUUAAAAAAAUAAACCUGUGUUUAAUUUCACCUAUAUUUACUACUAAUAAUAAGACCUACCAACCGUAAUAAGCUUCAUUUGAGUAUAACUUUCUUUACCUAAAUACCUAACGAUAUGUACACUUAACAAAUCUGAAUGAAGGAGGGGAAUAAAUAACUAAGACCAGUAAGAAUGUUUGUUAACUCAAACUUUAAAGCAUCCCGUAAGGUUUCUUUUCUACUCUGGUGACAUUUUUUUGACACAUUUAUUUCUUCCCUUAGUUAUUUGGAAAAUGUUUUUUUGUUUCCUCCAGUAUGUAUUUUCUGUUCCACAGUUAAGCUAUGUCUAAGGUUUAUUUAGUCUGACAAGUAUGGAGACGUAGAUGUACUAUUAAAACAAAAUUACUUUAAGCAUCGCUGUUAAGUGGACAAGUCGGUUUCUAAAAAGCAUUUACUGGAAGUGAGUAAUGUUGCAGAAUAAUGGUCGCUUGCUUGUUGGCUUCAGCACUCCCAUUUUUUAAUUUUUUUUUUGCCGCCUAUAUCCUUACAGUGAAAUCUGUUGAGUUACUUGUUUGGUUGCUUUCAUCUGGAAGUUAUUUAAUGACAAAAUGAGCAGGAGAAACUUGAGAUUUGAGUACGCAGAAACAGAUUUGUUAGCAUGAUCAUUUCUAAGGGCAAUGUUUUUGAGACCUCAUGAUGUGAACGGCCUUCCUGUCGCAUGUUAUCUUUAAAUUAGCAUGCUGUAGUUUUGGUAGUUUGUUUACCUUCGUGUGCCAAAACUCUGGAACACCCCUUUACUGUCAUUUGACCCAAUAGCACCCCUGUAAAUGCAGUUUCAAAACAUGAAAAGUGAGCUGGUUUGGGGGGAUUUAGGGCACUCAAAAAAUGGAUUUCAUGAAUAUACGACAGCUUGAUGUGGACGUAUUCUGCAGAAAAACAUUUUGCAAAAUCAGCUGUCACAGAAGGUGAGUUACAAGCUGAACCACAAAUCCAAACUUUUCUCUUGAAACCUGAAGUUUGAAUUUGUAAUUUUGUCAUUAAUUAACUUCCGUACACAAACAGGAAAAGUGGAGGCAAAACAGCAGGAAUGAGCCCCAAAGUGUAAAAGGUGGGUGUGUUUGUUUUUCCACAGCUGGUGGUGGGGUUGGUCGGGUGGUGAAAACACCUCAAGUAACUGUCAAACUCUUCACUCUGUGAUUGGUCCUGAAAUGGUUCCUGUUUCUUUUCUCUUUUCUUUUUGCUACAUUCUCUGGCAAUUUGAUAAAUAUAGUGUGCAUUCCUCUGUCACUGUAAUCAUAGUAACGAGAUAUUUCUUCAUAUUGCACAAUCAACAAUGCCACGAUGGGGGC
Messenger RNA from Epinephelus moara (kelp grouper), 10642 nucleotides. Its product is annotated as spectrin beta chain, non-erythrocytic 1. Bases 794 to 7924 code for a protein of 2376 amino acids. Gene Ontology annotation, molecular function: phospholipid binding; structural constituent of cytoskeleton; actin filament binding. NCBI's taxonomy places the organism in Eukaryota, Metazoa, Chordata, Actinopteri, Perciformes, Serranidae. The record is from RefSeq and is a predicted model, not a curated record. Gene Ontology annotation, biological process: actin cytoskeleton organization; protein localization to plasma membrane. The transcript has 43 exons. Gene Ontology annotation, cellular component: spectrin; cortical actin cytoskeleton; plasma membrane.